Molecule: messenger RNA, 462 nt
Organism: Sphenostylis stenocarpa
Lineage: Eukaryota; Viridiplantae; Streptophyta; Magnoliopsida; Fabales; Fabaceae
Source: the annotation of a GenBank genome assembly
AUGCUGGAGAAAAGGAAGGAACGAGGGGUAGCGAUGGUUUAUUGCCGCUUUUCAGGAACUCCAACGGAUCGUGAUGGAGAGUGGUUGGAGUUUGCGGCACUUGGUGAAGGGAUUUUGAAAGCCAAAAGCAGAAGAAAAAAGGGUGUGGAGAAGAGGGAGAAACCGAAGGCAGGGGUAGAAAAAGCGCCAAAAGCUAGUGUUGAAAAUAAGGUUCUGAAUGCAGGGGAAGAAGAAGCGGUGCCCAACGGAGAUGAAAAAGGUUCAAAGCAAAAAGUGCAAUCGAGUGUGAUCCGCGGGGAUUGGACCGAUGAGUUCUUAAAAAUUGGAGGCACUCCUCCAUCCGAGGUCAGGAAUGUCUCUCGUUUUCCGAGCUGUAUAAAACUGAGGUGGCGAAGGGUGUUUGUAGCUGGUGGGAGGGUUGUUGUAAUAGGUGGGAGGGUGGUUGUAACAGAUCAAGAGUAA